Molecule: messenger RNA, 4073 nt
Organism: Xyrichtys novacula (pearly razorfish)
Lineage: Eukaryota; Metazoa; Chordata; Actinopteri; Labriformes; Labridae
Source: the annotation of a GenBank genome assembly
AGUCGUCGUCAGUUCAGGCGGGCUGGAUGAAAACAGAGCAGCGUCGUGUCUCCUUCAGUUGUGUAACAUACGGAGGCAACGAAACUAAAACAAUAGUUUAGGUUUGCGUUCAAGAUAGAAACAUUUAAUCGGUUACUUUUAGGCCGCAUGUAAAUUGUCGUCAAUGUAAGCUCGCACAGCAAACACGAACUUUAGCACCUGUGUUGAUGUAGCCUAACAGCUAACCAACCUUACACUAAUGUGGUUAAAGUAAACGUCUAUGUUGGCGAUCUGAAUGGAAGUGUCUGCAGCAAUGGACCGACCAUCGAGGUUUGUGGACAGCUCUUUAAGCCCCUUUUGCCCGAUAAUGUUUACAUGUGCUGUACUACUAACAUGUUGUUUACUGUUGACUCACAGGAAAACAAAGGUUGUGAAUUACUGUGAAGCAAAGGACCUUGAUGAUGGUAAGAAGUUAAAACCUCUUGAAGUGCUAUUUGAGGAGUAUUUCUGUUCAGUGAACCUUUGUGUCGAGUUUAAGAAGUGUAGCGUAUAUGCAGUAUUUAUGCAUCAGUCAAAUCCAAUACUCGUGUGCAAACAGGUUGUUUUUGGCCAUCUCUCUCAUCUGUGAUAAACUUAAAAUUAAGUUUCACUGAAGGCUCCAACGUACAAUUUAUUAUGAUAACAUGAGAAGCAUGUUCGGUCUCUCACAGCCGCCUUUGCUGUAGCUAUAUCAGUAAGAAAAACAAUACAGAAAGCAACAUUAUAGCUAACUGUAGGAAAACACUGCAACACCACAGAUAUCAAUGUUAUGAAAUAUGAGUAGCUUGUUCAACAAAAUGAGGUAAUUACUGUACAAAAAAACAUCAACACAAAAGUGUCUGGUAUUAAAAUUAGAGGUUCUUUUCUUAAUCUGGGUGAAUAACACUUAAAAUAAGAAAACUGACUCAUUGCUGCUCAACACAACAUAAGACACUGCUCAGCUCUGCCCAGCAGAGGGCGCUUAUGUUACAUGCAGAGUACCAGUGCUAUUGUAACUCUCAUAAGAAACUGUGUUCACAUCAUAUAAAUGGGAAAUGGCGUCAAGUGGAAUAACUGUCAAUCCUGCUUUAACAAAGGUUACUUUUGUACAUAUAUUAAAUAUUCAUACCUCAUUGGACAUCUGGAGCUCUAUAGUCUGCAGCAACUUGUUGGAAAAAAAAGGAAGCAGGACCUAUCCUUCAUAUGUCUACAUACCUGUUCAUCUCUCAUAACCAGCAUGCCUUAAUUGUGUCCAUGAUCUUUCAGAUGAGGACUUUGCCUCUGCAAAAGCUCCACCAAGCAAGAGACCACGGGAGGAUGCAAAGCAGGAGCACAAGAGAUCACUGAGCAAGUCCUCCAGUCAAGGGUCCAACUCCCAAACCUCAUCUAGCCAGAGGAACAGGUAGUGUACAAUUUUAUGUGACACUGAGGACCAUGGGAAUGUAAAUAUUUGAGUAGAGUAGAUUUAUGUGUGUGUGUGUGUGUGUGUGUGUGUGUGUGUGUGUGUGUGUGUGUGUGUGUGUGUGUGUGUGUCUCCCUAAUUUAUAAACAGUAAGAUGUAAUGGUUUUAGCGUGUGACACAAGCUCACAGCAGGAACAUUAAGAACCAUGACUAGAGGAGAGCUUCACACCCCGUAAAAUCAAUAAGGAAAAGUCAACAGUUCAACUAACAUGGGUGUGUUUGAGUUUUGAGAGGCACUGCUAUCACAUCCCUCUUAUACUGUAAAUCAACCAUCAAAGCCAACUAAGAUAGUCAAAAUGAAUGAUUCAACAUCCUUAAAAUGAUAAAGUGUCUGUCACUUUUAUGUUGACGGUAUGAAAAAGCAAAUCUAUGGAAAAAAAAAUCCACACUCGUGUUUUACACAUUGUCAAACUCAGUCCACUACAAGUGCUCGGCUUUACCACUAACAGGCACAGUUUGUGAUUACAAGUCAACGCACCAUUGCCACAUCAAACCACAUGUUAGUUUGUUUUGUGGCCACCAGCUGCUCCAUUCUCCCUUUGAUAGUGGUCAAAUUAAAAAAUAUAUUCUUAUCAGUCAAACACAGGAAAUUAGGGCCCAGGCUGGAAAAUAUCCAAGUCCCCUUUGAGUCCUCAAAAGUAUAAUUAAAUAUUUGUUUUUUUUUUUAAAGGUGUCUGCUUCAAAUAAAAGCUUUUAACCAUCAUGGAUGGGGUCUCAUCAAGACUGUUUCAUUUUUACAGAAUACCACUGGAUGAGCGGUUGCAUGACAGAGAUUUAGAGGCAGCGAUAGCACUGUCCUUACUCAAUAAUUCAGAUGAAAAUAAGGACCAGCCUCCACCCGAUAAAGGUAUUUAUAGACUUUCAGAACCCAGCAACACUUUUCUAUCGUACAGAGCUGUCCACCUAAAUCUGUGAUAAAUCUUUACAGGUGAUGUCAAGGUUCAAAUUCACGUGGAUGAAAACACAGAUCCGACAUCUUUUCACUUGUCCAACUGCAGUGUGGAUGUGGGAGUUUUGGGUAAAUUUCUCUCCUGUUGUCCUUUUGUGCAAAGCUUAUUGUAUUGCUUUUGAAAAUGUAAUUAAGCACUGUUUGUUUAAUACAGAAAUAAAUAAAAAAAUCAUGUGUAAAUGUCUUCCCUCAGGCCUGGAUGAAAUCAUAUCAGAAAAAGAGUCACUCGCUCCUUCCAGACGAAAAAAAGCUCCCCCAGCAGAGCCACGGAAAAAGUCCUCCGAUGAAGAAGAUGAAUAUGAGCCCACAAUCUCACUAGGUACCCGCCCCAUUAACUCUUUGUUAAACAUGUGGAUUCUGUUUCUUCUUCUUUGUUGAUUAAGUCAGAGUAACACCUUUUUAGAUUCAGAUAGUGACGAAGAUUUCAGUGAACCAUCUGAAAGUGAGGACGAGGAGUUCAGGGUGAAGAAGACGAGCAAAGCUAAAAAGGAGAAGGUAACCAAAGAGAAAACCAAGCAGCCUCGUCCUGCUGCUAAAAAAGGAAAGCAACCUGCCAAACCAUCAAAGUCCAAACCACAGGCAGCAGGUAUGUCCUCGAAGUUCACUAGAGCAGAUGCAGCAGGUGUGUAGGUGUGAUUUAAAUACCAUGAAUCAUUAUUUCGACAACUACUUUGUUUCACAGCGACUCCCACAUCCGUGAGAAGUCCUCCAACGGUUAAAAUGGCCCCUCAAAGACCUGCCUCAGCAUUGGUGGCAAGACCCUCUGUGUCUGUGAGCCCAGCAGGGGGAAGAGUACCCAAGUGGAACCCACCAGGUGUAGUACUCAAAACUUUCAACUCCUUUCAUAGAUGCAAACUUGCAGACAAUUUAGGACAGCCUAUGUCUGUUGUCUCCUAAAGUAGUUUAUCCACACCUCGAUCAGCUAGAAAGGGCACUGCUAAAGUCAUCAUGUAAUAAAAUAUCUAAGAUGACAGGCAAAUCAGAUUCUGAGACACUGUUGAUGUUUUUUUUUUGACAAAAUGUGUCCAAUUUGUAGCCCAAAACUUGCAGAAAAUAAUCUGGAGUUUGGCUCCUGUGUCAAUAAAGCUGUAAUGAAGGUUCCUGUGUGUGUCACUGAAUUUAAUGCUCAUGUCUUUUGUCCUCCUCCGCAGGUCAAGUUGGUAAAAAUUCCAGCUCAGCCCAGAGUCCAACAGGAAGGUCUCCAGGUCAGGGUCUGCGCCUGGGAUUGUCUCGUCUGGUUCGAGUCAAACCUCUGCACCCCAGUGUUGCGAGUCACUGACCUUCCUGUGGGUACACCUGUGUUCAUUUUAAAACAAGCGUUUAUGUCCUUUUAUCACUUAUUUUCCCAAAAUGAUACUAAUAAACAUUUACCAUCACUACCUGACAUUAAAAACAGGAUGUAGUUCCAUACAAUGUCCUCUAGCUCGGUCACAAGCUUACUUUGAGAUUUCAUUUGCCCACACAAAGUAGAAAAGUCAAUAGCUGCAGGGUUUGCUGUGUUGACUCUAGUGAUUUAAAGUUUUUCUCAAACUCGUAUCAGUAGUUGCGUCUGUAAAUCCCGCUUCCUCAUUUCAUUUUUUUAAUCAAGUUUGUUACUUUUUUCCCUUUUGUUCAAGUAAAAACUGUAUAUUUUGUACAUAAAUAGACAAUAAAAUAUAAAACCAA